Hibiscus syriacus is the source of this 1983-nucleotide messenger RNA. RefSeq names its product protein DYAD-like. The transcript is spliced from 8 exons. The record is from RefSeq and is a predicted model, not a curated record. Lineage: Eukaryota; Viridiplantae; Streptophyta; Magnoliopsida; Malvales; Malvaceae. Gene Ontology annotation, biological process: meiotic sister chromatid cohesion; meiotic cell cycle; reciprocal meiotic recombination. Bases 353 to 1720 code for a protein of 455 amino acids.
UUGGGCGGUUAGGGUUUUAGACUUUUAGUAGGACGAAUAUAUUCGGCAGCAGAAAUUUUCGGCUAAAAUGUAAAUCUGAGACUGUUCAGCCUUUCUGUUUUACCUUCCUUUCUUAUUGGUAUUUCUGAAAAGAUUUCUCUGUCAACUGAUACCAAAAUCACAAGGGUAUUAUUUUCUCUUCCUUCCUUAAUUUUAUUUAACAUUUAUUCUCCUUAAACGAAGUUAGGGUUUUAGAAUGGAUUGAAUGUUGGUGCUUUCCUCUAAUUAUUGUUCAAGAACUGUUUAGAAGUUGUCUGGGGUAGCUUAAAGAUCUAAGAAAGGGUUUUGUUGGUUUGAACUGUAGUAGUUUAGGAUGGCAGAGUGGGGUGUCUUCCGGCAAGUUAAAUUCUUCGGCACUGAAGAAGAUUGCCCUGCCAAACAGUUACCUGGUGAAAUCGAGGAAGAAUAUGAUGAAGAUGAUAAAAAACAUGUGAAAACAAUGUUGAUUUCUUGCCCUGAACUACGGAAGAGAAGGCACCUUUCCUCCAGCCAACUAAGAAAAGAAAAGGCUGCAAGAUGUGGGAAACAAAGCCCAAGUAAUGGUCCCAACAAGGGCAAGCAAAACAAACAUAAAAAUUUUAUAGAUAGAUGGUCUGUUGAAAGGUAUAAUCUGGCUGAAGAAAGCAUGUUAGAGAUCAUGAAGGCUGAAGGAGCUGUGUAUGAGCAUCCAAUAUCUCGGCCUGCUCUUAGAAUGGCAGCCCGUAAACUGAUUGGUGAUACUGGACUCUUGGACCAUCUGCUGAAGCACAUUGAUGGUAAGGUAGCACCUGGAGGUACUGAUAGGUUUCGCCGUUGUUACAACACUAGUGGAGUGAUGGAGUAUUGGCUAGAGAGUGCUGACCUGGCCAACAAGCGAAAGGAGGCUGGGAUUUCCCAAUUUUGGCAGAAACCUGACGAGGCUCCCUUUCAUGCUUCUGCUAGUGCUAUAGAACUGAAACUGCUUAAGGAAGAAAUGGCAAAAAUGAAGAGGGAUUUGCAGGAGCUUGUUUACGAGCAGCAAGAGCGAGAUCAAACUAAUUCAAUUGAGGAGAUGCAGAAAGAAAUGGUGAAAUGGAAAGCGAAGACAGAUGGACGCCUGAUGGAGUUUACAAGUUCAUUAAAUGCUACGCAGAACAUGUGCAAAGAACUAAUGGCAUGGAAAGCUAGAGUUGAGCAGCAGAUACUGGAAAUUUCAAAUUCAUUGAGCAGUCUGCAGGAAUCAAAGCAAUGCAAUCUCUUUAGUCCUACAACUUCUGAAAGAUGGGAAGAUUGGUUUGAGAGCACCAACCUGGACAAUUUUCGAGGGGGUAACUUGGGACCCUGGUUAGACAAUCAAGAGCUGAUUAAUUUUGCACAGGAUGUAGUUCAAGAUUCGGAUCUGAACCCAGUAGCAUGGCAACAACCUGGUCAUAGCCCCUUUGAAGACCCCGUUUGUGCUCAAGAUCUGGAUAUGAUUAACGAAGAAAUGGAUAAAAUAAUGAGCACUGUGCAGGAGCUAGGAGCACCUAGGAGGCAAGGGGAAGAUCAAGCUAAUGUGACACCUGAUUCAUCUGUGACUUCCAAUUCAAAGACGGAUCACGAUAAUUCGUUGCUUCUGAUUCAGGAAAUGUUGAAGGAUUUGAUGAAGUGGAAAGCUAAAACUAAGCAACAGCUGACAGACAUUUCAAGUACUGUGAGCGUCCUGCUGAAAUCCAGGCAGUAAAUUAUCCUCUCUUACCACGAGUGGAGAAAUAUGUUUGAAUCCCACAAUAUGCCCUCCCCCAUCGUUUUCUUCUCUGUCUUGAGAUAAUCUUAAGUUAACAUUUAUAUAUUACAAUAUGAUUUAGAUUUUGUAUAGGACUCGCACACUUAAGCUGAAGCCCUGCAGCUGCACCUUCUGAUAUGGAUAACCUUAACCUACAGAGCGUUUAACUUAUAUUCGUGAGCUGUAAGUUGUCAAUAUCAGAGUAGAAACCUCUUUUUAAG